Messenger RNA from Protopolystoma xenopodis, 495 nucleotides. Lineage: Eukaryota; Metazoa; Platyhelminthes; Monogenea; Polystomatidea; Polystomatidae. The record is from the annotation of a GenBank genome assembly.
AUGACGGCCCCCGAGGCUUGUACCUUUGAUCUAGGAAGCCCAACUAAAAGCCAACCUGAGUCACCCGCACCAACUUCAAGUCCUUCAUUCGAAUUCUCUAAUAACAUGACUGGCACGUCUGAAUCCUUCCCUCCUCCAGUGUCUCAUGUUGUCAGCCUACCUCACUUCCCGUCUGCCGAAAGUAGAUAUUCCAACUCCUCAACUGCGCCCCCUUCAGACUCGAAUAAAUCAAUGACUACUUUAGUAGUAUCCUCUGACAACAAAAUGUCUGAUUAUCAACCGGCAGACCAGAUGAGACCUGGCCCGAGGAUAGAAUAUGAUUCGGAGACAAGGGAUAAACAAUUGAACAUGUUGACCUCUAACAAUGCUGCUACGGAAGCGGAGCUAACUAAAGAUCAAGCCAUCUGCCAUCCGUAUCCUUCGGCAGAAGCAUUAGCUGCCACAGCAAUGGCUGCUUGCUCUAUCGAGCGCAUGGCCUGGAAGUCUGUUCUGUAA